AUGGCCGAAAGAGUAGAUCUCACACGCAAGCCACACCACGAUAUGGAGAGCUGCCAGGAAAAGCCGCGGCUUACCAUUCGACAGCUUAGGGAAGCUGCUCAGAAGGAGACUCUGGCAAAAGAGUCAGCCAGAGCGGGCAAGAAAUCACCAGAGAACCAACCCAAAGGAGCCGCUUCUGGCGUGGUACCACAGAAGAAGAAGGCGUCGAUCUUUGGAGGGCUGUUUCAGGUUCGGGAGCCGACGUCGGUCGCCCUGAACCAAGUCGCCGCUCAGAUGAUUGCCCAGCAUGGGUCAACGAGCGCCACUAAAGUUCCCAACGUGAGACUGGAGAAGAUGCCAGACUAUGUGCCGAAGGUAAACUCCAAGUGGGAUGGUAUACCGGAGAGCGUCAAGCAAAGAGAAAAGAAAGAGAAAGAAAGAGAGAAGCAGAACGCUAAGGCUGAGUCAUUCUUCAGCGCAGACUCUAAGACUGGCGGUUAUUCUGAAAGGCGACGCAGGAGUAGUCGGAACUCCAGCUCGACGACUGGUUCUUCCCUCGGGGCGUUUCCCAACUCCAGUGACUCGCAAAGCGGAUCUUCUCGCACUCGACUCUAUGCCCAAUCAGUUAACUCGUCUGGCGACUUGGUAUCACAACAGAGAGCAGAUGCGUCAGUCUUUUCCCGUUCCCCUACAUCCCAGCCAGCUGGUAAGAGCAUUCCCGAAGAGUCGUUCCAGACGGGACUCUCGCAGAGCUCAGGCGUAGGGCAGCACUUUGGACCUCGCAACGAUGUCGGGCUGGAUACUCCGAAGCCACCCGCAGCGAAUCAAUUGCAGAGUGUUCGGCCGAGGUCGACAAAGUCAUGGGGUAGUGACACGAGCGGGCCACCGAGGCCGUCAAUUCUGAAUAAAACUCUCGAAGAUCAACGAUAUUCUAAGGAUAGGACGCUCGCUUGGGAGUCAAUUGACUGGGCAAAAGCUGCAAGAUCCUACGCUGCCCCUCCUAGCCAAUCUAUUUCACAGCAGCCAGCAUCGCUGGCAAGUUCUCAAGGUCGAUAUUUGGUCACCACUUCGCGACACCAGGCACGUGGAGUGGGGACAGGUACGAACGAGCUCAGCCUUCAUGCGAUGUUAUCAGAGGGUCCUGACGAGGCCGGGUUGUCGGUUGCAAGGAAGAAGGAUUCGCAGACGCGAAUCACUGAUUCCGAUGCCUUCUUAGCCGGAGAAGCCCGGGAGCUGUUUUUGGUGGAAGAAAGCAGUGGCUAUCACAAGACUGGUACGUUCCCAGCGGAUCGAGCUUGCACCCCGGGGGCGGUGGACGGUGGACGAAAUCGAAUACAGCAAGAUUUGCAGCAACGCCCCGACAGUUCUCGGGAACGACUUGGGCUGCGAGCAAGCAUGCUUUUCGCAGACGAGGUUACGCCUUGGGAGAUGAAAGAGCCGGCAAAACUACCAUCACCCAGUCUGAAGCCCGAACAACGAGGACCGAACACAUCCCAAAGAUUUCAAAAGUCUUUCGGCAAGCUCGGCAAGUAG
Messenger RNA from Cladophialophora yegresii CBS 114405, 1512 nucleotides. RefSeq lists its product as uncharacterized. The transcript has a single exon. The coding region runs from base 1 to 1512 and encodes 503 amino acids. The record is from RefSeq and is a predicted model, not a curated record. NCBI's taxonomy places the organism in Eukaryota, Fungi, Ascomycota, Eurotiomycetes, Chaetothyriales, Herpotrichiellaceae.